GUCUGGAUCCUCUAAUGUGGACCAUGCAGAACCGGCCCAGCCUAUAAAUAUUACUGACACAUUUUUAGAGGAAAAGAACACUGAACCUGGAGAAAACAAAGGGGAGGCAUCGUGAAACAAAGACUGGUAUUGCAGCAAGGGACUUCUUCCUAGAAGGCAUGGCAGUGUUGCUGUUGUUGGCUGUGGUGUGCCUAGCCAUGGCCUCUUCUACACCGUUGUCAGCAGUGGAAUCAUGUACGCCAGAGGUUGCAGCUCUCAAGCGCAGCAUAAGGAAACUGGAGAAUAGACUCUUGAUCGGGACUUGGCAGGUUGAGCACUUGCAGAGUCACAAAUACUUCCGGGCGUUUCAACCUGCUGUGUCUGAUACUAAACCUGAAUCUGACACAAGCCCUGGUGUGAACCACAACAGCAGCGGGGCAUUAGACAGCUCUGAUAUGACACCGAUGAAUCCACUCCCACCAGCAGGCAAUUUAAUUGUCCAUGACAAAGAUUGUUCUGAGCUGUUUGACAGACUGAGACCACCAAGCGGUUUCUAUCGCAUCCGACCCAAAUUACACCAGGAACCGUUUUUGGCCUACUGUGACAUGGAUGAUGGAGGAGGAUGGACAGUGUUUCAGAGACGCCGGCAUGGAAAAGUUGACUUCAGCAGAGACUGGGUGGACUACAGAGAUGGCUUUGGUGACUUCAAACUGUGGAAUGAUGAGUUUUGGUUGGGGAAUGAGCACAUGCAUUCGCUGCUCUCAGGUAAGAACCUGGUGAAGAUAGAUCUGAUGGACUGGGACGGAAAGAGAAGUUCUGCAUUUUAUGAGAACUUCAAGAUCACCGAUGAGGCGGAUAAGUAUCGUCUCCACUAUGGGCCGUAUAGUGGACAAGCGGGAGAUGCUCUGACUGGUGGUGGGGGGAUGGUGGAGCAGUGGUCUGCUGGCCUCAGCGGCAUGCAGUUCAGCACCAGAGAUCAGGACAAUGACCGCUAUCUUCAGGGCAGCUGUGCUCAGGAGAAUAAGGCAGGUUGGUGGUUCAACAGAUGUCAUGCAGCCAACCUAAAUGGUCAGUUCUACCGCAAAGGGAAGUACAAGGGCCAGCAUGACAACGGUGUGGUGUGGGGGACCUGGAAAGGCCUUUGGUAUUCUCUCAGACACACCACCAUGAAGGUGCGGCCUCUGGUUUUCUUGGACGCCAUGGGCAGUGGAGCGGGGGACAUUUAAAAACGUCAGGCUUCAUAUUCAUAUUCAGAAUGAACAAAAAAAAAACAAGGGCAAAGUUGUUGUUAUGUUUAUAUUCUUAGUGUCUUAACUUCUGCCUUUGGUUCAUCAUUUAAAACUAUUAUCAAAUGUUGAUAAUACAGCAUCUUCCAUUUUCCAGAAAGCACUGCUUUCUAUGAAGUGUAUGAUAUUACUCAAACAAUAAACCAAACUGCAUCUCA
Sebastes umbrosus (honeycomb rockfish) is the source of this 1423-nucleotide messenger RNA. It is a transcript of the gene fgl1b, whose product is annotated as fibrinogen like 1B. The coding region runs from base 159 to 1205 and encodes 348 amino acids. The record is from RefSeq and is a predicted model, not a curated record. The transcript has 9 exons. Lineage: Eukaryota; Metazoa; Chordata; Actinopteri; Perciformes; Sebastidae.